This is a messenger RNA of Ailuropoda melanoleuca (giant panda), 2347 nucleotides long. It is a transcript of the gene XXYLT1, whose product is annotated as xyloside xylosyltransferase 1. Gene Ontology annotation, molecular function: xylosyl alpha-1,3-xylosyltransferase activity. Gene Ontology annotation, biological process: protein O-linked glycosylation via N-acetylgalactosamine. Gene Ontology annotation, cellular component: endoplasmic reticulum membrane. NCBI's taxonomy places the organism in Eukaryota, Metazoa, Chordata, Mammalia, Carnivora, Ursidae. The record is from RefSeq and is a predicted model, not a curated record.
CUCCGGGCAGCGCGGCACCGCCCCCGCCAUGGCCGCUGCCCGCCGCCUGGGCGGCUAAGUGGCUGCCAGGGUGCUGGUCUCCCCCGCCGCUCCUCGGCUGCUUUGUCCGCCGGCCCGUGGUGCAUGGGUCGGCGAGGCGGGCCCUCAUGCGCUCGGGCCAUGGCGCGCCUGGGCGCUGUGCGCUCCCACUACUGCGCGCUGCUGCUGGCCGCGGCGCUGGCCGUCUGUGCUUUCUACUACCUCGGCUCGGGCCGGGAGACCUUCUCCAGCGCCACCAAGAGGCUGAAGGAGGCCCGCGCUGGGGCCCCCGCCGUGCCCUCGCCGCCCGCGCCGGAGGUGGCGCGGGGCUCCGUGGCGCCGGCCGCGGGCGCCAAGGCCAAGAGCCUGGAGGGCGGCGGGCCCGGGCCGGUGGACUAUCACCUGCUAAUGAUGUUCACCAAGGCGGAACACAACGCCGCGCUGCAGGCCAAGGCCCGCGUCGCGCUCCGCUCCCUGCUGCGCCUCGCUAAGUUCGAGGCGCACGAGGUGCUUAACCUGCACUUCGUGAGCGAGGAGGCCAGCCGCGAGGUGGCCAAGGCCCUGCUGCGAGAGCUGUUGCCGCCCGCCGCCGGCUUCAAGUGCAAGGUGGUCUUCCAUGACGUUGGCGUGCUGACGGACAAGCUCUUCCCGGUGGUGGAGGCCAUGCAGAAGCACUUCAGUGCUGGCUCAGGGACCUACUACAGCGACUCCAUCUUCUUCCUCUCGGUCGCCAUGCAUCAGAUUAUGCCCAAAGAGAUCCUGCGGAUAAUUCAGCUGGACCUAGACCUGAAGUACAAGACCAACAUCCGGGAAUUGUUUGAGGAGUUUGACAAUUUCCUGCCAGGCGCCAUCAUUGGCAUAGCGAGGGAAAUGCAGCCAGUGUACAGGCACACGUUCUGGCAGUUCCGCCACGAGAACCCCAAGACCCGGGUUGGGGGCCCUCCCCCCGAGGGGCUCCCUGGCUUCAACAGCGGGGUGAUGCUGCUGAACCUGGAGGCCAUGCGCCAGUCCGCCCUGUACAGCCGCCUGCUGGAGCCGGGGCAGGUGCGGCAGCUAGCCGACAAGUACCGCUUCCGCGGCCACCUGGGGGACCAGGACUUCUUUACCAUGAUCGGCAUGGAGCACCCCGAGCUCUUCCACGUGCUGGACUGCACCUGGAACCGGCAGCUCUGCACCUGGUGGAGGGACCACGGCUACAGUGACGUCUUUGAGGCUUACUUCCGGUGCGAGGGCCACGUCAAGAUCUACCACGGGAACUGCAACACCCCCAUCCCGGAUGUCUAGGUCCAUCCCCGUCUGCCGGGCCCUCAGGUCUCCGGGGCCGGGGGAGGCCGAGGGGCACCCCUGGCGCCAGCCCCAGGCUGGUGUCUGAACCUCCGCAGGGAUGUGCUCUGGGACGAUGGGCUGCAACUGUCCCACCCGGCAGGUCCUCCUCCUGAGGCCACCCAGUGAGGACUGGCCUGCUCGUUGCUGGUGCUUGGGGCCUUUCUUCUCCGGGGGCUGGGCACUGUGAAGGGCAGACACAUGGACAUCUUCCGGUGGGCUCGGAAGCAGGUGCUUAAAGAGAAGAAAGGAAAGAAAAUGGCGCUCUGUGCCCUCAGCCCCCAAAGAAUGGAAACCUUUGUAAGAACUGGCUUUUCUUAGACCAAAUAUAAAUUUAUUUUAAAUUGACAAGCUUCUCUUUUGCCAGAAAGAACAAACAGUAUCGCUAGAGCUCCCAGUGUCUGGGUGGGAAGGUCACCACCGGCUCGGGGCAGGUCUGCGGGGCCAGCAGCGGCCCGCAUGAGAAACCCGGGCUCAUUACUGUAGCUUCCCCAGCUUCUGGCUCCCAGCCGCAUCCCAGAACCUCAUUAUCCCUCCUUCAUCCCAGCCAGCUUCAGGUGACCAGACUGUGCUCGGAAAUCAGAUCCGCCAUCAAAGAACAGCGCUCGGCCACCUCCAGGGACAGGCGAUAGAGUCGUCUGGAUGGGGAAGAUGCUUUCCAAAGAGGAGCCCAGCAGUUUCUGUGCAUAACCGUGUGGCUCCGAAGGGGUGUCCCUCGUAGACUGAUAAGCAUUCAGUCUCUGUCUAAAAAAUCAUCCUGUGAUUUUCUUACUGCAUCAUAUUAGACCCUGUUCCUUUGAAGAAAUUAGGUUCUCCUCUGAAUGAGUUCCCUUGUAAGAUGCAGACAGGAGGCCCCUGGCGGUCCAUUUUGUCUAGUCCAGGGGGGCUCCUCGGGGAAGCACUGUUGGUGGAUUUUCAUCUCCUUUGAUCUCAAUUUCAUUCACUUUUUUAUUUCUCUUCACCAUGAGUGAGAAUAGCUAAUAAACAAUCUUUGAGAACACAGUGA